Messenger RNA from Ceutorhynchus assimilis (cabbage seed weevil), 2073 nucleotides. Lineage: Eukaryota; Metazoa; Arthropoda; Insecta; Coleoptera; Curculionidae. The record is from the annotation of a GenBank genome assembly.
GCAGAACUUAGGAUGUUGAUUGGAUUGGAUUUUAUUGUUACCUGUGCUGUUACUGUAGAGUGUAAACUUGUUUUAGACUGUAGAUCACUUACCACUGCCCCAUUUAUUUUAUAUUAUCCACAGUUCAUUUUGCGAACUAGCCAAAUACAAAAUCAUGGCAACAGAUGAACACUUUGAAACGUUUGAAGAAGAAGAAGCAUCGGCAGAGACCACAGUAGCCCUAAGCACUUCAGGUAGAAAAAGACUUUUCAGCAAAGAGCUCAGGUGCAUGAUGUACGGUUUCGGUGACGAUCAAAACCCUUACACCGAAAGUGUAGAUAUUAUCGAGGAUUUAGUCAUAGAAUUCAUAACUGAAAUGACUCAAAAGGCUAUGGAAAUAGGUAGAACAGGUAGAGUACAAGUUGAAGAUAUAGUAUUUCUUGUCAGGAAAGAUCCCAGAAAAUAUGCCAGGGUGAAAGAUUUGUUAACAAUGAAUGAAGAGCUGAAGAGGGCUAGGAAGGCUUUUGAUGAAAUAAAAUUCGCAGGAAAGGAUGCCAUGAUCAAUAAUUAAAUACGUAUAAAAGUUAAGAAAGAAUCUCAUAAUUUAUUAAUUAGCUUAAGAUAAUAAUGUAUAAUUUAUAAAUAAAUGUUUUCUACAGCAUUUUUAGCUGAAAGUAUAACAUCAUUAACUCCAACCCCAUUAUAAGAAGCCCCACACAAUGACAAAGGCAACUUUUUGUCUUUUAUAUACUUAUUGAUUUCUUCUAAGUUUUGCUGAUGACCAACCAAAUAUUGUGGAAUACAUUGCCUUAAAAUAUUGACCUUAUAUUGCACAGGCUCAUCACUAAUAUUUAAAAUUUUAUUUAAAUUAUCCCUGGCUAUAUUAAAUAAUGUUUCUUCACUAGGAUCAUCACCGAAUAAAUCUUUGAACCAAUAACCACCCAUCAUAACAGUUAACACUGUUUUAUUUUGGUAAUUGUGGCAACAAGAAUCAUAGAUAACACCUAAAAUAGGUAAUUUUUCUUUUGGAGGAACCAAAAACCCAAAGCCAGGAUUUUUAAUAAGAUUUCCAUUAUAAAACAAAUUAAUAACAGCCACAUCAACCAUUUUAAUUUUUGCUAAUUUAUUAGCUAAAUCAGGAUGUUGAUUGGCAAUUAAAUAAGCUAAAUUUUUAGCUGCAAUUGAGCUAAUUAUAUGACUAGAAUCUUGUUGACUGCCAUCAUGUAAAUCUAGUAAACAUUUAUCAUUGUUGAAUGUUAUUUUUUCACAUUUCAUAUUCAAAUGUAUUUGAGUAUUGCCAAAAUACUUGAGAGCCCCUUCUAAAGCAAUUGGCAAAGUUUCCAUUCCCCCUUUGAAAGUAUACACAUUCCAUUUGCCUAGUUUUGCUUGGGCAGCUAAAAGUCCUCUAUUUGGAAGUUUCUCUUUUUUGUCCAGUAAAUGUUUAAAAACACCCUUUGUAAUGCUGCCAUAUUUUUGCUCAUACAUAAAGAGUUUUUUCAUUAAAAAAUUCACACUGACUUCUCUGGAGUUGCCAGCACAAAUUCCACAAAGCAUUGCAUCAAUAAGAUAAUCUGCUAUUUCUGGGCCAAAUCUUCUUUUAGUGAAAUCAUAUAGGGAUUCGUCUGGUACUUUAAUGGAUUUUGCUGUGAGAUCUUGCAUCAAAUGUAAUGCAAGUGGCUUGGAAAAUGGCUUUUGCUUGCUAAGUAAACUUAAAAUUGAGUUUGGUAAAGUAUGAAGCUCUCCAUUGACGUAAAUUAAGCGGUUUUUAGCUGCAACAUUGUCUCUAGUAAUCGGUACCACUUCAGAGUUUAAGCCCAAAUCAUCUAGUAAAUUCAGGGUGUUAAUUCCUGCAGCUCCUACAGGACGAAUUGUUCUAGGGCCCUGUUCAAAUACAACUUCUUUGUCGACUUUUUCGGACUUUAUCCAACCCCCUAAAUGGUUGGAGGCUUCUAUUAGGGCUAGUUUUUCUUUACCGGCGAGCUUGGAGAGGUAAUAGGCAGCUGAUAGGCCGGACAAACCACCACCCAAUAUUGUUUUAGGACUAGGAACCAUAAUUAAAUUAAUUUAUUUUUAAUUUGUUUGUUUUGGAUUUUU